Condylura cristata (star-nosed mole) is the source of this 2085-nucleotide messenger RNA. It is a transcript of the gene PLD3, whose product is annotated as phospholipase D family, member 3. The coding region runs from base 332 to 1804 and encodes 490 amino acids. NCBI's taxonomy places the organism in Eukaryota, Metazoa, Chordata, Mammalia, Eulipotyphla, Talpidae. The transcript is spliced from 13 exons. Gene Ontology annotation, molecular function: catalytic activity. The record is from RefSeq and is a predicted model, not a curated record.
CGCCCGCAGUUCCGCCCGAGUGCGCCUGCGCGGGAGCUCCAGCGCAGAAGGUGCGUACGGGGCUGGGUCCCGGAGUAGGAGACAUCAAAUGCAGGUGUUGGGAACACAUCAUUGAACAAAACAAAGAUCCCUGGCCUCAUGGAAAGAUCCAGGCCUCAUGAGCCCUGACUGGUGCAAUAAGCAAAAAGGAGACCUGCCCACAUCCUGCCCUUUACAUUCUGUCGGGGUAACAGAAUAAACCAAGAGUGCCAGCUUUUGUUCCCCACAGUUUGGAGGCGCUGACACACCCACUUUCCCACCUGGGCUUUGAAGCCCCUGGCUGCCUGGCAAGAUGAAACCUAAAUUGAUGUACCAGGAGCUGAAGGUGCCCGCUGAGGAGCCCACCAACGAGCAGCCCAUGAAUGAGAUCGAGGCUUGGAAGGCUGCAGAGAAGAAAGCUCGCUGGGUCCUGCUGGUCCUCAUCCUGGCGGUUGUAGGCUUCGGUGCCCUGAUGACUCAGCUGUUUCUAUGGGAAUACGGCGACUUGCAUCUCUUUGGACCCAACCAGCGCCCAGCCCCCUGCUAUGAUCCCUGCGAAGCCGUGCUGGUGGAGAGCAUUCCUGAGGGCCUGGACUUCCCCAACGCCUCCACGGCCAACCCCUCCACCAGCCAAGCCUGGCUGGGCCUGCUCGCUGGUGCCCACAGCAGCCUGGACAUCGCCUCCUUCUACUGGACCCUCACCAACAAUGACACUCGCACUCAGGAGCCCUCGGCACGUCAGGGCGAGGAGGUCCUCCGGCAGCUGCAGACCCUGGCGCCUCGAGGGGUGAAGGUCCGCAUAGCCGUGAGCAAGCCCAGUGGGCCGCAGCCGCAGGCCGACCUGCAGGCCCUGCUGCAGAGCGGUGCCCAGGUCCGCAUGGUGGACAUGCAGAAGCUGACCCAUGGCGUCCUGCACACCAAGUUCUGGGUGGUGGACCAGACCCACUUCUACAUCGGCAGUGCCAACAUGGACUGGCGCUCCCUGGCCCAGGUCAAGGAGCUGGGCGUGGUCAUGUACAACUGCAGCUGUCUGGCUCGAGAUCUGACCAAGAUCUUCGAGGCCUACUGGUUCCUGGGCCAGGCAGGCAGCUCCAUCCCGACAACCUGGCCACGGCCCUACGACACGCGCUAUAAUCAGGAGACCCCCAUGGAGAUCUGCCUCAAUGGAACCCCUGCGCUGGCCUACCUGGCGAGUGCACCCCCACCACUGUGUCCAAGUGGCCGCACCCCAGACCUGAAGGCCCUGCUCAACGUGGUGGACAACGCCCGGAGUUUCAUCUACAUCGCCGUCAUGAACUACCUGCCCACCAUGGAGUUCUCCCACCCGCACCGGUUCUGGCCCGCCAUUGACGACGGGCUGCGACGGGCUGCCUACGAGCGGGGUGUCAAGGUCCGCCUGCUGGUCAGCUGCUGGGGACACUCGGAGCCAUCCAUGCGGGCCUUCCUGCUCUCCCUGGCGGCCCUGCAUGACAACCACACCCACACCGACAUCCAGGUGAAACUCUUUGUGGUGCCUGCGGACGAGGCCCAGGCCCGGAUCCCAUACGCCCGCGUCAACCACAACAAGUACAUGGUCACCGAACGUGCCACCUACAUUGGAACCUCCAACUGGUCUGGCAGCUACUUCACGGAGACGGCGGGCACCUCGCUGCUGGUGACACAGAACGGACGGGGUGGCCUGCGGAGCCAGCUGGAGGCCGUUUUCCUGAGGGACUGGGACUCCCCUUACAGCCACGACCUGGACGCCUCAGCCGACAGCGUGGGCAAUGCCUGCCGCCUGCUCUGAGGCCCAGUCCAGUGGACAGCCCAUGGCCUGCGAGGCCCCCGCCGCCCCAGGUGUCCUGGGUACCGGUCCCUGCCCUGUGCCCCCGCUUCCGUCUGCCCCGUGUGGUUCUCCAGGCUCACCCCUGCUCGCCCACCUCUACCUCCGCCCUAGGACCCAGCCGAGCUGGGGGAGGGAUCAGCCCCCGAAGGCGUGGGGGUGCAUGCUGGGCCUGACCCCUGGCCCAACCCCCUCUCCAGCGCAAAGAGGGCCCGAGAGGAUAAGUAAAUAACUUGUCUGUACAG